AUGUCAAAGCACCAGGCAACUGGAGUUCAGCUGGGAGUGUCUGAUCUCAGGCGGGAGAAACAGGAGGAGAGUCAACAAAGAAUGGCAACGCAGCCCGUGAACCGAGCGAUAAGCAUCGCGGCGAGCGCUAACGACGGCUUACCCGGAAUUUAUGAUUUGUGCUUCGUGUACGGCUUUGGCAGCCAACCGCGCUUUGGGGAUUUCGACGGAAUACCUCGAACCGCGGCGUUGCUCGCG
This is a messenger RNA of Iphiclides podalirius (scarce swallowtail), 237 nucleotides long. The record is from the annotation of a GenBank genome assembly. NCBI's taxonomy places the organism in Eukaryota, Metazoa, Arthropoda, Insecta, Lepidoptera, Papilionidae.